Molecule: messenger RNA, 249 nt
Organism: Penicillium nucicola
Lineage: Eukaryota; Fungi; Ascomycota; Eurotiomycetes; Eurotiales; Aspergillaceae
Exons: 1
Coding region: 1-249 (82 amino acids)
Source: RefSeq, a predicted model, not a curated record
AUGAGCGCCUCCACAUCUAUCACCAUGAGCUCUGAUGCUCUGAGCAACAUUUCAGACACCUUGAACCAGUCCUCUCCAACUUCCUCCUCCUCCUCAUCCCAACAUACUCGUUUCUCUCGCUUCAAGAAGCACUUCAGCGACUUCAAAAAGGAUUGGGCUCCUCUGAUGGCCGCCAAGGAACACUGGGAAGACGAGUACACCUUCCCACCUGGAAGAUAUGCUGGUCAAGGAUACCAACAGGCAAAUUAA